Messenger RNA from Funneliformis caledonium, 1227 nucleotides. NCBI's taxonomy places the organism in Eukaryota, Fungi, Glomeromycota, Glomeromycetes, Glomerales, Glomeraceae. The record is from the annotation of a GenBank genome assembly.
GAACCACGAAAAAGUGAUGCACCGCAACUUAGAGACGAAUAUCGUACAUAUAAAAUUUUAAACGGGUCAUCGGGUAUACCUAACGUAUAUUAUUUUGGCCAGGAAGGUUUACAUAAUAUACUGGUAAUUGACCUUCUUGGUCCUAGUUUGGAAGAUUUGUUUGAUAUGUGUGGUAGAAAAUUUUCCAUCAAAACAGUGGUAAUGGUAGCCAAACAAAUGCUCACACGAGUGCAGACCAUUCACGAAAAGAAUCUUAUCUAUCGAGAUAUUAAACCAGAUAAUUUUUUGAUUGGUCGUCCAGGAACGAAAGGUGCAAAUGUAGUUCACGUUGUUGAUUUUGGUAUGGCAAAACAAUACCGCGAUCCAAAAACAAAACAGCAUAUUCCAUAUCGAGAAAGGAAAAGCUUAAGCGGUACAGCUAGAUAUAUGAAACAAUCAAGAAGAGAUGAUUUAGAAGCUCUUGGUCACGUUUUUAUGUACUUUUUAAGGGGUGGAUUACCUUGGCAAGGACUAAAGGCAGCUACCAAUAAACAAAAGUACGAAAAAAUCGGUGAAAAGAAACAGUCAACACCAAUCAAAGAGCUAUGUGAUGGUUUCCCAGAGGAAUUCGGAAUUUAUCUAAAUUAUGUUCGUAAACUAGGUUUUGAAGAGAAUCCAGAUUAUGACUUUCUGAGAGAGCUUUUUACCAAAGUUUUGAAAAAUUCCAAUGAAGUUGAGGAUGGUGUGUACGACUGGAUGGGAUUGAAUGGUGGUAAAGGUUGGCAGACAAGUACGCGGAAUGAUAACGUCACACAUAUUUCUGAAACUAACACCCGCCAAAAACUUCACGGUAUCUUCUCUCAGCAAUAUAGUUCAAAUGCAGCUAUUCAUCAAUCUUCCCAUAUUCAUCAUGGCUCAUCUGACCCGCGACACGUUCGUUCAUCACUUAACCGUGGACCAUCAGUGAAUCGAAGUCAGCAACAAACUCCACCAUCACCGGCUUUAGCUCAUGCAAGUACAAAACCACAGCGAGGGUCAGCAAAAAAACAUAAUAGUGCAAAUAUGCAUUCUGGGGUAGAUGAUAUGAAUAUCCCAUACUCUGGCCGUGCCGGUAUGAACGGAAGUAACGGUGGAAACAACGCAGGCGUUCAGGGUAACAAUGGUGCUGAUUCGAACUCUCACAGGAGACGUGGAAUUUGGCAAAAAUUUAUCGGCGUUAUUACAUGUAUCGUGAAAACAGGAAAAUAG